Molecule: messenger RNA, 1515 nt
Organism: Quercus lobata
Lineage: Eukaryota; Viridiplantae; Streptophyta; Magnoliopsida; Fagales; Fagaceae
Product: RNA demethylase ALKBH9B-like
Exons: 6
Coding region: 61-1338 (425 amino acids)
Biological process (GO): mRNA catabolic process
Molecular function (GO): mRNA binding; demethylase activity
Source: RefSeq, a predicted model, not a curated record
UUAUUUUUCUCUCUCUAGAAAGAAAAAGAAAAAGUCUGUAGUUAACGAGUGACUCGGGCGAUGACCGGAGAGUUGACUCGUUGGGAGUCCGACGGAGAGAGCUUGUCGAAGAGCUUAGAACGUGACGAGAUUUUUGAGUAUUUAUCUGAAGGCUUUUGCCGUCAGUGCAAGUCUCUUCUCCAAACUCGUAUCCACUCCCUCGUCAACCAAAAGGUGCGUGAGCGUGAAAUAACACCCAAGUCAAAUAAUGGUGACAUUGAUGGUUCAAGAUUUUUGAAUAAGCAAAGGCAGGAGACUCGUUUUACUCAAAUGCCUGACUCUUCUUCAUGGAGAAAAGGAUCCAACUCUCAGUCUUAUGAACUGAGUAAUGGACGUGACAGUGAGGAGGAGCAAAAUGAGCAUGUCAGAGUAUCACAAGUUGUGAGGGAAAAGGAGUUUGUUUAUUUUGAGCGGAUAAAUGGGAAACCAACAAAUGUGCUUCAAGGCCUAGAGCUUCAUACCGGGGUUUUUAAUGCCGAGGAACAGAGGAAGAUUGUGGAAUGCGUCUAUGAUUUCCAAACUAUGGGCCAAAGGGGACAGCUAAGAGAGCGUACUUAUUCAGAACCAAGAAAGUGGAUGCGUGGUAAGGGGCGUGUCACUAUUCAAUUUGGUUGUUGUUACAAUUACGCAGUGGAUAAAAAUGGGAACCCUCCAGGCAUAGUAAGAGAUGAAGAAGUGGAUCCUCUACCAUCCUUGUUUAAGAAAAUGAUCAAAAGAAUGGUUAGGUGGCAUGUUUUACCUCCAUCAUGCAUACCUAACAGUUGUAUCGUAAAUAUUUAUGAAGAAGGAGAUUGCAUUCCGCCUCACAUUGACCAUCAUGACUUUGUCCGACCAUUUUGCACAGUUUCAUUUUUGACUGAAUGCAAUAUACUUUUUGGCUCAAAUCUGAAGAUUUUGAGUCCAGGGGAGUUUUGGGGACCUUUCUCUAUGCCAUUGCCUGUAGGAUCAGUGUUGGUUCUAAAUGGUAAUGGAGCUGAUAUUGCUAAACACUGUGUUCCAGCUGUCCCAGCAAAAAGGAUAUCCAUAACAUUUAGGAAAAUGGAUGAUAGCAAAAUGCCAUACAGAUUUUUGUUGGACCCCGAAUUGGAUGGGAUUAAUCCUCUUGACUAUUCUUUGGCAAAUCACCGGAAAGUGCACUACAACGACAAAUCUACCCGUCGUGAAUAUGAACCUGUGAGAGCAAGGAGCAACAACUCCUUUGUCAUUGAGAAAGAUGAUUUUCCUCCUCUUGGCAGCUCAAGAGCUGCCAUGAAUGGAUUGAGAGUCAGCAAAGACAGAUCAAGGCAACGAAAAUUUUGAAAGUUAGUGGUUACUAGAUCAAAUUUGUUGUUGUAUCAGGAAGAGUGCAAUUUGUUUGGUUCAAGUUAUAUAUUUUUUGUGUGGCCAUGUAACAUUCUAAGAUACUUGAAUUUUGAUACAUUUUUUAGAACUCAAUAAUAAUAAAUGCAUGUCUAUUUUUAUCCACCAUCGGCAGUC